This is a messenger RNA of Fusarium pseudograminearum CS3096, 1653 nucleotides long. RefSeq lists its product as uncharacterized. Gene Ontology annotation, biological process: mitochondrial translation; histidyl-tRNA aminoacylation. The coding region runs from base 1 to 1653 and encodes 550 amino acids. The record is from RefSeq and is a predicted model, not a curated record. NCBI's taxonomy places the organism in Eukaryota, Fungi, Ascomycota, Sordariomycetes, Hypocreales, Nectriaceae. Gene Ontology annotation, cellular component: cytoplasm; mitochondrion. Gene Ontology annotation, molecular function: ATP binding; histidine-tRNA ligase activity. The transcript is spliced from 3 exons.
AUGGCGCCCAAGACAAAAUUCGAGCUCAAGACCCCCAAGGGCACAAAGGACUGGGAGGGAAAGGAUAUGGUCAUUCGUGACCACAUCUUCAACACCAUCACCCAAGUUUUCAAGCGCCACGGCGGAGUCACAAUUGAUACCCCCGUCUUCGAGCUUAGAGAGAUUCUCGCCGGCAAAUAUGGAGAGGAUAGCAAGCUCAUCUACGAUCUCGCUGACCAAGGUGGUGAGAUCUGCUCCUUGCGAUACGACCUGACCGUCCCCUUCGCCCGCUUCCUCGCCAUGAACAAGCAAAUCCAGAACAUCAAGCGAUACCACAUUGCCAAGGUCUACCGUCGAGAUCAGCCCGCCAUGACCAAGGGCCGUAUGCGAGAAUUCUACCAGUGCGAUUUCGACAUUGCUGGAACCUACGACCCCAUGCUGCCCGACGCCGAGGUUCUCCGUAUCAUCACAGAAGUCUUUGAGGGACUUGGCUGGAACGGUGGAUACACGAUAAAGCUGAACCACAGGAAGAUCCUCGACGGUAUCUUCCAGGUCUGCGGCGUGCCUGAAGACAAGAUCCGCACCAUCUCUUCGGCUGUCGACAAGCUCGACAAGCUACCCUGGGCCGAUGUGCGCAAGGAAAUGACCGAGGAAAAGGGACUUGAUGGCGAGGUCGCUGACCGAAUUGGAGAGUGGGUUGUUCUGAAGGGCAAGCAAGAUCUGCUGAAGAAGUUGCAGAGCACAGAGAGUUUGGCAGCCAACGAGUCCAUGAAGAAGGGUAUGGAGGAUCUUGAACUUCUUUUUGAAUACCUUGAGGCUUUCAACUGCCUGGACCGGGUUUCUUUCGACCUCAGCCUGGCUCGAGGUCUUGACUACUACACCGGCCUCAUCUACGAGGUUGUCACUCAAGGUUCCGCCCCCGAGGUUACCCCCGGUCAGGAGAACACGGAUUCCAAGCCUUCCAAGAAGAAGGGCAAGAAGGGCGGAGAGGAUGAUGACCGCUCUGAUGACCCCACUGUUGGCGUUGGAAGUGUGGCUGCCGGAGGCAGAUACGACAACCUCGUCGGCAUGUUCUCUGGCAAAAGCCAAAUCCCUUGUGUCGGUAUUUCUUUCGGCGUCGAUAGAAUCUUCUCUAUCACCAAGGCCAAGCUGGCUGCCGAGAAGAGUGCCGCCGUCCGCAGUAAUGACGUUGACGUCUAUGUCAUGGCUUUCGGAAAGGGCUUUUUGAAGGAGCGUAUGUCGGUGUGCGCUAAGCUUUGGGAAGCUGGCAUCAAGGCCGAGUUUCUCUACAAAGUCAAGCCUAAGCUCCCUGCGCAAUUCAAGGCAGCCGAGGCUAACGGCGUGCCUUUUGCAAUCUUCCUUGGUGAUGACGAGGUCGCCUCAGGCAAGGUCAAGAUCAAGGAGAUGGGACUUCAGGAGGGUCACCCUGAGAAGGAAGGUAUUCUUGUCUCUCAGGAAGAUAUGGCCAAGGAGAUCAAAGUCCGGCUUCAACGAAAACGCGAGCUCGAUGCGAUGACCACACAGGCCGAAGGCCUCCGAGUGGUCCACGGCAUCAAGGGCGAUGCGAAGGAUGCAGAGAAGAAGGAGGAGGGUGCCAAGCCUGAAACUACACCAGCAGCGGCCGAGCCGGCUCCAGAAACGGAAGAGCAAAGCCCCGCCAACCCAUCGGCGUAG